Molecule: messenger RNA, 1490 nt
Organism: Cebus imitator (Panamanian white-faced capuchin)
Lineage: Eukaryota; Metazoa; Chordata; Mammalia; Primates; Cebidae
Gene: CHMP5
Product: charged multivesicular body protein 5
Exons: 8
Coding region: 198-857 (219 amino acids)
Biological process (GO): vesicle budding from membrane; late endosome to vacuole transport via multivesicular body sorting pathway
Cellular component (GO): multivesicular body
Source: RefSeq, a predicted model, not a curated record
GGCUCUCUCCGGGUGCACCGAGUCGUUUAGCGUUCUUUCCCGGGAAGACCUGACUGAAAAUCUGGAAAAAGGAUCGGGAAACUACUGGAGGCAUAUUGCGCUUGCGCACGAGGGUGGGGCCGGAAGUCGAGGCGGAGUGACUCUGCUUCCGCCUCUGGUUUUGCUCCAGUGUUUGGGUUUCUUCGCGGCCGCUCGAGAUGAACCGAUUCUUCGGGAAAGCGAAACCCAAGGCUCCGCCGCCCAGCCUGACUGACUGCAUUGGCACGGUGGACAGCAGGGCAGAAUCCAUUGACAAGAAGAUUUCUCGAUUGGAUGCUGAUCUAGUAAAGUACAAGGAUCAGAUCAAGAAGAUGAGAGAGGGUCCUGCAAAGAAUAUGGUCAAGCAGAAAGCAUUGCGAGUUUUAAAGCAAAAGCGGAUGUAUGAGCAGCAGCGAGACAAUCUCGCCCAACAGUCAUUCAACAUGGAACAAGCUAAUUAUACCAUUCAGUCAUUGAAGGACACCAAGACCACGGUUGAUGCUAUGAAACUGGGAGUAAAGGAAAUGAAGAAGGCAUACAAGCAAGUGAAAAUCGACCAGAUAGAGGAUUUACAAGACCAGCUAGAGGAUAUGAUGGAAGAUGCAAAUGAAAUCCAAGAAGCACUGAGUCGCAGUUACGGCACCCCAGAACUGGAUGAAGAUGACCUAGAAGCAGAGUUGGAUGCACUGGGUGAUGAGCUUCUGGCUGAUGAAGACAGUUCUUAUUUGGAUGAAGCAGCAUCUGCACCUGCAAUUCCAGAAGGUGUUCCCACUGACACAAAAAACAAGGAUGGAGUUCUGGUGGAUGAAUUUGGAUUGCCACAGAUCCCUGCUUCAUAGAUUUGCAUCAUUCAAGUAUAUCUUGUAAAACAAACACAUAUUAUGGGACUAUCUUUCCAAAUUUACCAUAACAGAUUUAGGUUUCUUUCCUUGCUUUGAAGGAAAGUUUAAUAAUACACUGCUCUUUUAUUUUUUCCAUUAAGAGACUCAUUGCUUGGGAAAUGCUUUCUUUGUACUAAAAUUUGAUCCUUUUUUUUCUUAUGAAAAAUGAACUUAGUUUAAAAGUAUCUUUGGCUUGUAUGACUUGUUUCCAUUCAUUAAUGAUAAUUUGAAAUAAAACUAAGGAAAUGGAAUCUUAAAAAUCUAUGACAGUGUAACUCUACAGUCUCAGAAUGACUUGGUAAAUCGUUAAGACAAAGAUGAGAUUAUUGGGGCUGUUCAUAUUAUGAGUCACAAUCCUUUUCUAUUGUGUUAUUAUAGGUUGGUUAAAUUGAUGGGUUUAGUUGUGUCUUGUGAACAAAACAUUACUAUGUCCAGUAUUGGAAUGGAAUUAUCACUACUGUAUCAUGAGUGGGUAUUUUGAUUCUAUAGUUCCCUCAGUAUUACAUCUUGACUUGUAAUCAAUAAUGAAUAUUUCUUGAUAUUUAAUGUAUAGGACAUUUAUUUAUACUCAAUAAAUAUUUUUCAAAAGGA